GCCUCUUUGUUGCAUGGGGUUUUUCCUGUUAACUUUGAGCAAUCAAGUUCUUCAAUGCGAAUACCGUCUAAGGUUCUUACACGACUAAGUACUACAUACAUAUUUAACAAUGAAUGGCUUUAAGAAGAAUGUUAUUUUGGGUAUAUUUUACGCAAUUGUAAUAAUUUGUGUAGAAUGCACACCCCAGGAAAAAACCAACGCACAAAAAAACAUAGAAGAAAUAUUUAACACCAAUGUCAAUAAUCCGGUACAACAAAACAGCGGAAUUGGAUUAAUUGUUACACCCGAGCCCAUAAAUGCUAUAACCCCAAGAAACUUUAAUUCUAUUAGUGGCAAGACCGCAGCAUGCAAUUGUGUUCCUUAUUAUAAAUGCGACCCGUCAACCAAUAGUGUCACAGAAGAUGGAUCAUUUGAUGGAUUUGGAGUAAUCGAUAUUCGAUUUAACACCGAUGAUCCCAUAUGUCCGUCAUCUGUUGAUGUAUGUUGUGCAGAUAAUAGGACUCGUACAGAGGUCUUGAACCCCACGCCGUUAGAUCAAAGACCGAACCAGCCACGAGGCUGUGGUAUUCGGAACACAGGAGGGUUAGAUUUUACUCUUUCCGGGGCAUCUCAAAAUGAAGCCGGUUUUGGCGAGUUUCCUUGGACAGUAGCUUUAUUGCAUUCGGGAAAUUCAAGCUAUUUCUGUGCUGGAUCUCUUAUACAUCCCCAAGUAAUUUUGACUGCUGUGCACUGUAUUGAAUAUCAUAGACCAGAAACUUUUAAGGUUCGUGCUGGAGAGUGGGACUCGCAAACAACAAAAGAGCGUCUACCGUAUCAAGAAAAAACAGUGCAAAGCACAAUAAAGCAUCCUAAAUACAAAAACAGAAACAUAGCUAAUGACUAUGCACUUGUGAUUCUCAGUCAGCCCUUUAUUUUGGAUGAUCACAUUAAUGUUGUAUGUUUACCACAACAAGGAGCUAUUGCUGCUCCAGAAACCACUUGUUACUCGACAGGCUGGGGCAAGGAUGUUUUUGGUUCUCUGGGAAAAUAUAGCGUCAUAAUGAAGCGUGUGCCAUUGCCAGUUGUGGACUUCGACUCUUGUCAAGCAAGACUGAGAAGCACCCGACUUGGGCCCAAGUUUGCACUGGAUAGGUCGUUCAUGUGUGCGGGCGGUCAACGUGGUGUUGACACUUGCCAAGGCGAUGGUGGAGCCCCACUUGCCUGUCCUAUUGGACAAGCCACUGAAAAUCGAUAUCAGCAGAAUGGCAUUGUUGCUUGGGGAAUUGGUUGCAAUGAUGAGGUACCAGCAGCUUAUGCCAGCGUAGCCUUAGCCCGAGAUUGGAUUGACCAGCAAAUGUUAGCAAGCGGUUUUGGGACGGCUGUGUACACUGCUUGAUUUUAUAGAAUCUGAAAUUUAAACAUAUGUUUAAAUAAAUAAAAAUAAAUGACUUUAAAA
This is a messenger RNA of Drosophila serrata, 1435 nucleotides long. Its product is annotated as phenoloxidase-activating factor 2. Gene Ontology annotation, molecular function: serine-type endopeptidase activity. Gene Ontology annotation, biological process: proteolysis. Lineage: Eukaryota; Metazoa; Arthropoda; Insecta; Diptera; Drosophilidae. The record is from RefSeq and is a predicted model, not a curated record.